AUGGAUAAAAGAAAGACUGCCAAACAUGGCUUACCACAAAAGAAACCAAAGCCGAAGUUUGUUUACAAACCUAAGCAAAGCACGGCUGGUGCUAGUACUUCGGGAACAAAAAACCAAGGGGACGUAAAAGAAGCUGAACCGGUAGUGAGUUUACAUAACAAAUACGAUAUGCUAGGAGAGGGUGGGUCCAAUUCAGGUAAUCUAAAUGGCCAGAGCUCUUCAGAGCUGGGAAACAAUGCAGUGGAUGGAAGAAGUAAAGAGGAUAAGAAUCCAAAUAAUCAGAAGUCGAACUUGGAGGGGGAUGAAGAAUUAAUAGACCCAUGUCAGCCGGAAAUUUCAUCCUUCAUGUCAGCAAACAAGAAGAAGGGCAAUUCUGAGGGGGCAAGCACUCCCGGUGAUACGGAAUCUCAUGUGGAGGUGUCAAAGCUUUCUAAGGUUUGCAAUAGAGUUUUCAGACAAUGGGAGUGGACUUCAAAUGGUGGUGUUUGUAAUAGAGGUACUAGAAUCAUAAUAGGUUGGAACAGUGAUUUGGUGGAUCUUAUGGUUCUGGCCCAAACGGAUCAAGUCGUGCAUGUCAAACUCAAGUCAAUAGCUCUGGACACUCGUGUGUUUGUGUCUUUUGUUUAUGCGAAGAAUACUUAUCAGGAGCGUAGGGAUUUAUGGCGUGAUUUGAUGAUGCAUAAGUUGGUUGUUAAUAACCAGCCGUGGAUUGUCCUAGGGGACUUUAAUUCGGCCCUCUACUUGGAUGAUGUUUUACAUGGCUCGUCUAAUCCGACUAUAGGGAUGAGGGAUUUCUUCGAGUGUGUUCAACAGACGGAGCUUCUUGAUAUCCCCGGGCAUGGGCUUCACUUUACGUGGAACCAAAAGCCAAGGGAAGGGAUCGGUAUCCUUAAGAAGAUAGAUCGGGUUAUGGGGAAUCUGGAUGAUAUCCACCGUCAAAUUGAUCUUAAGCCGUUUGACGUUUCGCUUCGGGACAAUGAAACUGAACUUAUAAAAAAGUUCCAUAUUGCUUCUUAUGAUGAGGAAUCUUUUUUAAAACAAAAGGCUAAGCUGGAAUGGCUAAGUGCGGGAGAUGGCAAUACAUCUUUCUUUCACAAUUUUGUUAAAAGUAGGAACGCCAGGAAUAAAAUCCACUUGAUUCGAGAUGCUAAUGGUAUCCAGCAUGAAGGAGUGGAUGUUGAGAAAGCAUUAGUUGAUCACUAUGCUAAUUUCUUGGGUAUUGAAGCUGAAGUGGAAGAGUUAAACAUGGACGGCCUCUUUGUGAACACCGUUAAUCCGGAACUCGCUGAUCACAUGAUUCGGCCAGUGACUCGUGAGGAAGUCAAGGCGGCUAUGUUCAGUAUUGCUGAUAACAAGGCCCCGGGUCCUGAUGGAUAUACUUCGGUGUUUUUUAAGAAAGCUUGGGAUGUAGUUGGUGAUGAAGUUUCGACUGCAAUUCUUCAAUUUUUUGAGAAUGGUAAACUGCUUCAGCAGGUAAACCAUACAAUAAUUGCCUUGAUUCCCAAAGUCUCUACUCCCGCUUCGGUUUUGGAGUAUAGACCGAUAUCUUGUUGCAAUGUCAUUCUUAAAUGCAUAAGUAAGAUCUUGUCGGAGAGAAUUAAAGGUAGUUUGGGUAGCUUGGUUGACAUCAGCCAAUCGGCUUUUAUUCCGGGCAGGAAAAUCUCGGAUAAUAUCCUUCUUACGCAGGAGCUUAUGCACAACUAUCAUUUACAUAAGGGGAAGCCGAGGUGUGCCUUUAAAAUUGAUAUCCAGAAAGCAUACGACACUGUCAGCUGGAAGUUUCUUAAAUCUAUCCUAACCAGGUUUGGAUUCCCUCCUAAAAUGGUGGGAUGGAUUAUGACGUGUGUCUCUACCGUGUCGUUUUCUCUUUGCAUUAAUGGGAAUCUUUGUGGUUACUUCAAAGGGAGGAGGGGGCUUAGACAGGGUGAUCCUAUAUCCCCCUAUCUAUUUACUUUAGUCAUGGAGGUUCUUUCUUUAUUAUUACAUAAGGCAGCCGAUGAUCAUCCUGCUUUUUGGUACCAUGAUAAGUGUAAGCUUCAGAAGAUUAUUAAUGUGUCCUUCGCUGAUGACUUGUUCAUUUUUGCUAAUCCGGAUUUGGUGUCCAUUCGUAUUAUGAGGGAUGCGUUGGAGUUGUUCACGAGAACUUCGGGUCUUAACCCGAAUUUAGCUAAAAGCACGGUUUUUUUCAGCAAUGUUUCGGCUCAGAUGAAGCAAGCGAUUUGCUCCUUUCUUCCGUUUCAAGAGGGAGAGCUCCCUGUUAAGUACUUGGGAGUUCCGCUGAUUUCAACCAAGCUUUCCUCGAAGGACUGCAAAAUUCUAGUGGAUCGAGUUGACAAGAAAAUUGAUCAUUGGUUAAACAAGUCUCUUUCUUUUGCAGGAAGGCUCCAACUUAUUAAUUCGGUUAUUUCGGCUAUGCAUGUAUACUGGGCAUCUGUUUUUAUGCUUCCGGUCCGUAUAGUUACAGACAUUGAAAAGCGUAUGCGUAAUUUUCUUUGGAGUGGUGGAGUGGCUAAGGGUUCUACUCCGAAAGUUGCUUGGAAGAAUGUUUGCCUUCCAAAAUCCAAAGGCGGCCUGGGUAUUAGAAGAAUUCAUGACUCGAAUAAAGCGCUUCUUACUAGUCACGUGUGGAGUAUUCUUACUAAGCGGGAUUCUCUCUGGGUAAGAUGGGUUCAUUCGUACAGGAUCAAAGGGAGAAACUUUUGGGAGCUUCCUUUUCGUGGUAGUAUGACAUGGGGGUGGAGAAAAAUGUUGUCUAUCCGGUCCUUUAUUCGUCCGUUCAUUUGGUUCUUGAUUCGUGAUGGUACGGAGGCUAAUGCUUGGAAUGACAACUGGUGUGCUUAUAGCCCUUUGCGGGAUUUCAUUACCCCUAGACGAAUUCAUGGGGCGGGGUUUAGCAUGCGAUCUUCAGUGUCAGAUCUCAUUGAUACUCAUAAUGGGUGGAAGUGGCCGAUUGCUUGGUUUGACCUUUAUCCAGUUUUGAUUAAUUUAAUGCCUCCGAAUAUUGUUCAUAAUGUUCCUGAUAAACUCGUGUGGAAGAAUAGGCAGGGCAACGUCUCAGAAUUCAGUGCUAGUGAGGCUUGGGAGAGCAUUCGGGUGCGCGGUGAGGAGGUGGAUUGGGUUAACUUGGUUUGGUACGGUCAGAGUAUUCCGAGACAUUCUUUCCACUUGUGGCUUGUUAUUAAGAAUAAGCUAAAAACCCAGGAUCAAAUGGGAGUUUGGGAUGCAGGAAGUGCAACUAAUUUAAAUCUUAUGUGGUGCCCUCUAUGCAAUCAGGGUAAGGAUUCUCGGGACCAUUUAUUUUUUCGAUGCUCCUAUGCUUUGCAAGUGUGGAAUCGGGUGAAGGAAAUGGCUUAUAUGGAUUCGGUUGAUGAAAAUUGGGAUUCCAUUAUUGCUUGGCUUUCUCAACAUGCUAUUAAUAAUUCAGCGAAAAGCAUUGUCAGUAAGUUGGUGGUUGCGGCUUCGUCUUAUUUCAUAUGGCAAGAAAGAAACAACAGGCUGUUUUCUAGAACUCAGCGAAAUGCAACAGUGAUCGCAAACAUUGUUCUUCAUACAGUUCGCCUAAAGCUGAUGACUUUCAAGGCUGGGAAAGGUAUGAAACACCCGCUGAUGCUAGAAAGAUGGAAGUUCCAAGUGAAGGCGCUAAGUAUUGAUCCGGGCUAG
Molecule: messenger RNA, 3660 nt
Organism: Helianthus annuus (common sunflower)
Lineage: Eukaryota; Viridiplantae; Streptophyta; Magnoliopsida; Asterales; Asteraceae
Exons: 3
Coding region: 1-3660 (1219 amino acids)
Source: RefSeq, a predicted model, not a curated record